AUGGGAGUAAUUGGAGCAUUGUCGGAAGCGACAAGCGCUAGCGAAGAUGCUCUACGACUACUUCUCUCCGUUCUUGCUGGAUACCCACUUGCCGUCGUUCACCGCACAUUUUUCUACAACAAACCCGCCCAACAACAACAUUUAUUCUUCGUCAUCGUCGGUAUCUGUCUGUGGUAUUUCAAUUGUGGAUCUUCAGUGAUUCAUGCGUUGGCAUCUGUCAUUGGAGCGUAUUUGAUCACUAGCCAAUUGAGAGGAACAGAUGCUUCUAUCUAUGCCGCCCAUAUCUUUUUCCUUGGUUAUCUUCUAUUCGGAUAUUGGCAUCAUGAGACUGACACUUAUGAUAUCACAUGGACUACUCCAUAUUGCAUUAUGACACUCAGAUACAUUGGACUUGUGAUGGAUGUGUAUGACGGCGCACAGAAGGCGGAACAUCUGAAACCAGAUCAGAAGUUGACUGCUAUCACUGACAAACCAGGACUCUUGGAAAUUGCCGCUUACGGUCUCUUUUUCCAGGGAACCCUUGUCGGACCUCAAUUCACCCUCUCGAAAUUCCGUUCAUUUGUCAAUGGAGAUUGGUUGGAUUCGGAGGGAAAACCACCGAAAUCUGCAUUCAUGCCAUCAAUCGGUCGUUUCUUGGCCGGUUGUACGUAUAUGGUUCUCCACCAAUGGGGACAAUUCUGGAUUCCUGAUCCAUGGUUUAAUUCUCAAUCAUUCAAUUCCUUGUCAUUCUUCUGGCGAUGGUCAUGGGUCACUUUAUGGUUCCGUCUCACAAUGUACAAAUAUUGUGCAAUGUGGUUGAUCACUGAGGGAGCAUCGAUUCUAUCUGGAUUGGGACAUAACGGGAAGGAUCAAGAUGGAAAUGAUAGAUGGGACGGUGUCCGUGACUUGCAUAUCAUCAAAUGGGAAACUGGACAUGAUUACAAUUCAGUCGUCGAAUCAUUCAAUUGUGGAACCAAUACUUUCGCCAAAAAUCACAUCCACCGCCGUCUCCGCUGGCUGAACAACAAACUCGCAUCUCAUGUGAUCACUCUGACAUAUUUGGCAAUUUGGCAUGGAUAUCAUCUCGGUUAUUUCUUGUUAUUCGGUAUCGAGUUGGGAUGUGUUCAAGCACAGAAUCAGUUGUACGCACUGAUUAAGAGAACACCCGGAUGGACAGAAGCCAUUUCUCAGCCGAUUGCUCGUCCGUUUAUUUGGUUAUUCGGAAAGAUUACAAUCUCCUAUUCGAUGGGAUUCGCUUUCUUGAUGUUCGGAUUGAUUAAGACCAAAUAUUGGAUUGGGCCCGUCAAAUCUCUCUACUUCAUCGGUUUCAUCAUCUACUUCAUCGUCUGGCCAAUCCUCCACAUCGUCCUUCUCCGCGUUCUCCCACGUCAUCCAAAAAAGGUUGAAGACGUCAAAUCGACCACCGCCGAAGAAAAGAAAGAGCUGUAA
This is a messenger RNA of Caenorhabditis remanei, 1428 nucleotides long. RefSeq lists its product as uncharacterized. Gene Ontology annotation, cellular component: membrane. Bases 1 to 1428 code for a protein of 475 amino acids. The record is from RefSeq and is a predicted model, not a curated record. Gene Ontology annotation, molecular function: 1-acylglycerophosphocholine O-acyltransferase activity; lysophospholipid acyltransferase activity. The transcript has 8 exons. Gene Ontology annotation, biological process: phosphatidylcholine biosynthetic process; lipid modification. Lineage: Eukaryota; Metazoa; Nematoda; Chromadorea; Rhabditida; Rhabditidae.